GUCCACUGUGCACCCCUUUCACGGCGUCUGCUGUACGGUAAUUCUGCUGUACACGUACUGCAUGCAGGUGCAUCUACGCACUGGUGCCCUUCUAACCACAAAGCACUAGCUCUAUGGUACAUGUAAAUUAUUAACGCUCGAUAUUUUAGAUCAGACGAAAUUUCCCACAAGUUUCACUUGUAUCAAUUCCACUGUCGUCACCGGCGACUGUAACGUUGGAAACUGUGAAGUCACGAACUACUGGAAACUAGACUAGAUAUUGUUUAGGUUUGGAAAAAGACAACGAAAAUGAUUUGCAUACUCCUGGUGUUAUUGCUGAGUACCGUGGGAAAUUGCCAAACUGGAGACUACACAACAGUUGACGCUGCUUCAACAACGGCAGGGGUCGAUGGGUACACCGGCAAGGAUAAACUUGGAUGCAACGCCUCGAUGUCUGUGUCUGACAAGAGCGUUGAAGAGUUCCGUGGUCUUGUUGAUGACGGGGCAAUUUUCGUCUACUUGAAGCUAGUUUUCGUGGAUGCUGAGUUUGACGACCCCCUCUCUGCCUACUUGGAGGAUAUUGGCAAUGUCAUCAACCCGCUCCGUUGGGUGUGGGCCAAGGGAGGCAGGGGGAAACUGUUGCUCUCCUCCCCCUUCGACUUCAACCAGUUGUCGUUGACAACAUUGGGUACGGGUGUUUAUUCGAUUGGAGUCAAGAUCCAUGGCUGUGUGGACGCCGACAAUGACGAUGAACAGAACAUGAGAAUGAUUGCAUUGCUGUUACGAGACCUUAUAAAAGAUGAAGGCAAUAAAACGGAGGAGGAUAAUGACAACGAAAUGCUGCUGUGUCUCGAGAAGCAGCUGGGAAAAGGAGACUUUCCCUUGCCAGGAGUUCUGUACUUUCCUGGUUCAUCGUACAGCAUGAUGCAAGCAAGCUCCGCCUUUGAUUGUUGGCCUUAUGACUCGGACACCGUUGAGAGAGUAGCUCCCACCCAGUACUGGCUGGGAUGGAUCCUAGCCGGCGGUGUUAUCCUUGCCUUGUACUCCCCAAUGGCCUUGAGUUUCUUCGUUCAGAAGAACAAACCGGAAUGUGACAGUAAAGGGAUCGAAAGACUCAGUCUAGUAUCCGAUCUACCCCUGGGAUUGAAAUACGUCCUGUGUUUCUGGAGAAAUGACAAUUUCUGUUUCGCCUCUACCCGGUGGACAUUGUUCGUAACGAUCUUCGUGUUGCUCCAGUACAUUCCUGUUCUGGUAUCCUUCGUGACAGACAUGGAGGAUUUCAUGAAUAGAUCCAGUGCCUUUUACCGCGUCGGUCCAAUCAACGUCAUUGUGAGUAUCGUCUCCCAUGUACUCAUCAAUUUAGUCUUCAUCAUCGCGGCCAUCGUACUCAUGGAGAGGUUUUUGCGGCCUUCUGGGCAGUUGUUCAUGAAGCCGCUGCUCCAGGAGCGAGAGAGAAGCUCAAGCGUGGACAGCAACAACCCAAGCGACGGAGACGGAGCGGCAGCUGCAAACAGCGGUGGCAGUGACGGACAUGACACAACAAGCGGAGGAAGACAGGGAAGUACCGACUCUGCCCAAGGCGCUAAUGUGGAGGUGGAAGAGUCCAACAUAGCUUACCGACACAUCGUUAUGGUGGAAGCUCCCCCACACCUCUGGCCUCCAAGCACUUCACUGGACAGCUACCAAGCCUUUUUUUAUUACAUGGGUUGGAGGGCAAAAAUGGGCCUCGACACAAAGGCUUGGCGGUUUGUGCUUGUCGACUGGCUGUGGGAGCGCGUAGGAGCUCCUGAUCCCGGGCACACGGUACGCACUUUCCUCUGCGUUGUCAUCUUCGCCUUGCUGUACCUCCUGUAUCUUCCGUUUGCUCUUAUCUUCUUUGCCUUCAAUUCGCUACCUUUGCUUUACUGCAUGACGAGAUGUCUUCAGACUGUGCUCAGUAAUGACGUCAAACCCACAGAGUUGAUGUUUGCGUUUCUAAUUUCUCUCGCAUCUAUCGCCUGGUUCUUCAAGUUUGUCGCAACAUUCGUCUACGUUGCGGAGCUUCUCGGAUAUUCCUUCAUGGGGUUUGUCGUCAAUGCUGAAGCGGUGGGGUCCAUCGUUCUCGUCAUCGUGAUCUUCAUCGGAUACGUGGUCACGGCCAUCACUGGGUUCUAUGAUGGGUACUGCGUGCUUUUCAGCAAUGUGAUGAAAAUUGCCGAAGAGGCACAAAGGGAGAAAAAGGAAGCCCAGCCAGCCACAGCAGCCGCUACUGCACGACAGGACGGGAGUACUGGCGCGGUCCGAAGAGCCCCAAGUAGUCAGUCUCCAUCCUCAGGCUCUGGGGGAACUGAAAUGCCAAUGACAGUGAUCGACGACCAUGGCAGAGAUCCAGCUGCGCCUUUAGGCAGUGCGGACAUCGUGCAGGCAUCACCGGGAGGCGGCACCUCUAGGCCCCUGGACACCCCGCUCAUUGCAGUCAACGCCAGAGGCAUCCCGUCUCUUGAGCUGCGUCUCUUCUGGUUGAUCGUGGACAAGCACCGACCGAUCCGGCUGCAGGUGGGCUCCACCAUAUUCCAACUGCUGGUGAUCGGAGUCGGUAUUGGCUUCGGGAUGUCCAUUCUGGCCAUCGCUAACUCCUUGAGUCAACUGUCCACCACCGUCAGCCUCUUCUCCUCGGUGAUUAUCGCUGGUGUAGUACCGACGGUGCUCUUAGCGGUCAGGUCCCCUGCCUCCCAGGAUUGCUACAACCAGGCCAAGGAGAGACAGAUAAAAGCAGACAUAGUACACUACGCACAAAAAGGUGAACUUAAAGAUGCAGCAGCAUGAGAAUCUUGUUAGAGAUAUCAAUUUGUUUCACUCAAGCUUUAAAAAGUAACGUUGACUCUUCACUGUAUGCGGAAAUCGCACUCCGUUUUUUGUUUGCUUUAAAUAGCUGAAGUGCCAUGCCACUGUUUUUAUAAAAUAUCUAACAAAAUUAGUUUAGCCAAGAUAAUUAAUGUUUGUCACUAGUUGUAUUUGUAAAGGGAAAGGGUAAUAGCGUAUGGCAAUUGCCAAUUAUUGUACCACUGCUUCCGUUUUGUUGGGCAAUUUUAUUGAAUUUGGUUAGCUUCUGAUAAUGUUUAAAAAAUCAAAACGCCAUUUGCAUGUUCUAUUAUGCCUGCUUACAUACUUCUGUCUUUAAACCAUCAUCUAAUUUCACACAAGACAUUUUACAGAAAAAAAUACGUUACAUCAAGCUAGGAAUACACUAGGGCCUACAUAUAUUAAAUUGAAGGUGAAUUACCGUGAAAAUGAAUUACUUUGUACAAAUUAUAAUUAAAAAAAAAAUGUGUGGUACGGUGAAUCGGGAAUUGUUAGGGGUAGAGACGUAAGAGAGUUUUAAGUAGUCAAAAAACUGAACAUGUACUUACGAAAAAUCGUGGUGUGUGGUGUUUUUUUUUAAUUGUUGUAGAAUAGAAAAGGGAUAGAAAGAUUAACCAUGCAUGCACUUAGAAAUGAAGUGUUUUCUCAAGAUGAAAAUAUUUUUUAUUCAAGAAAAUUAAUUCAGCGUUUUCGUAGUUCUGACGUCGCUUGUAAUUCUAUGUUGUGCAUAACAUGCAGUACGUCAAUUUUGAUUUUGAGUUAUACAUGUACAUAUGUAUAUACAAUUCACUUCACGUACAUGCAUUUCACUGAAAAUGGAUAGCACAGUCACGAUUGUUAUUUCAAGGGUAAACACAUGUACCUGACGCCUUGGCUAAUACGACCGAGACUUUUUUGGAGUCUAGUGCAUUUGACGUUGUUCCUGAACGAACUCGAAACACUGUUAUUGUUUAAUCUCAAGUUGUGCACGCAUAUUUAAGAUGAACGGCCUAAAACGUCUUAGCCGGAAUGUUAAUCCAGCCGGACUCCUUUCAAGACUAUUUCCAAAUUUACACAGACCAGUACUUUUUAAAAGUUAUAUGUUUGAAUAAUUAGUCUUUUUCUUUAUAACAUGAAAAAGAGACUUCCGAUAUGCACGAGUUGUCAAUGGUUGUCGGUGGAAAAUGAAAGGGAAAAUAUGUUGUAAUACUUUUUAAUAUUUAGUAAAUACUAUGCAAUUAAGGGCGAGGCAAACCCCAGUGUGACUCACUGUGACUCACAGUACUGUAUUCUGAUUUACACGUAUUCAAAUGUAUAAAGUACCUUUUGUCUCGCCUGAACUUUGUUCAGUCAAUUUAGAGACUAUUAUGCAAUCACUAUGUCUGUAUGUACGUAUGUACAUGUUUAUAUUAUACAUGUAUAUGUGGUAUGUUGGUUAAAAUUUCGUAAAAUUGGUCUCAUUUCAAAAAGGUGAAGUCCAAUUGGAACCAAACUUGGGUCAUAGAGGCAACAGGCGAGACACAUGGUUCGAGAACCAUCUUGUAUUCGAACAUUAUUAGUGUACUGUACAUGUACAGGUACUAACAAUAAUACACAAAUUAAUGAAUGGUUACGAGUGCAAUGGUAAAAAUAAUUUCAUGAGGUGACAUUGCUCAUUGCUUUAAUCCUUUUUUUUUUCAGAUAAAAUAAAUAGAGCAGGUAAAAUUAUGGGUACAUGUAUUUCAAUACUGAUUGUUUGUGUGAUGAAAUUUCCAUCUGGCAAUGGAAGUUCUAUGUGACAUAGUGAUUGCAUAAUACAUGUAGUCUCUAAAUUUCCUGAACAAAGUUCAGACGAGACAGAAAUAACUUUGUACAUUUGAAUACGUGUAAAUCAGAAUACAGUACUGUGUCAACUCAGAGGUGACAGAUGGAAUGUUUUUGCCGAGUGGAAUUGAACAUUCCAUCUGUCACCGAAUGAAAUUAGUCUUUCCAUUGCACGAAUGUGAUAAAUCCUAGUAAUCUGAUCGGUAACUUUGUAAACUGGUAUUCUACUAUGUAUCUGAGUUAUCAGAGCUGAUAGUCUUACCGUGCAACGGAAGUUCUAUUUACCGUGGAAUAGAAUUCUAUUUUUGCGGUGCAGCCGGACAAACAAUUCAAUGACACGGGAUCAAGGACCGACCAAUCAGACGACUGGGAUUUAUUCAGGCGUUGUAUAAAGUACAUUGUAGUUUCUGUGAUGGAUACAAUACAAAUCAAGUAAAUUGUAUACAGCUGCCACAAUGUGCCACAGUUGCUGAAGUUUCGAAACUAUUACAUGUAUAUAAAAAGAAACAAGGAAGAAGUGUUUAAAACAUCGUAGCACUGGUGAAAAGGUUCACCAAAUUGUCGCUGACAGCAAAAUGUGUUUAUUAGAGGGAAUGGAAAUUAUCGUUUGUUUGGAAAUUCAUUAUGAACAAGAUUCGAAGAUUGAUCAUUCGAGCGAAGUUGGCGGUGUUCUGCAUACUUCCAAGGCAAAAAGCAUUUUGUUUUGCGAGAUACUGGCGUAACGUGCAUGUGUAAAUGCUUUAGUGCUUUAGGAUUAAUCCUGAUACCAAUUACAACAAGGCUGAACCUCCAAAGGCCGUGUGAGAUUUGUAUAUACUUUGGUAACUUUACUUUUGUAUCUUGUGUAGUAUUUUAGUAGCUUUGUAUUGGAGUUGCAGUAUUAAAACGUUUGGGUUUUUU
Messenger RNA from Patiria miniata (bat star), 5502 nucleotides. RefSeq lists its product as uncharacterized. Lineage: Eukaryota; Metazoa; Echinodermata; Asteroidea; Valvatida; Asterinidae. The transcript has a single exon. The coding region runs from base 289 to 2784 and encodes 831 amino acids. The record is from RefSeq and is a predicted model, not a curated record.